Carassius carassius (crucian carp) is the source of this 2150-nucleotide messenger RNA. RefSeq names its product activin receptor type-1-like. Lineage: Eukaryota; Metazoa; Chordata; Actinopteri; Cypriniformes; Cyprinidae. Gene Ontology annotation, cellular component: BMP receptor complex; plasma membrane. Gene Ontology annotation, molecular function: ATP binding; transforming growth factor beta receptor activity, type I; SMAD binding. The record is from RefSeq and is a predicted model, not a curated record. The coding region runs from base 245 to 1765 and encodes 506 amino acids. Gene Ontology annotation, biological process: heart development; cellular response to growth factor stimulus; dorsal/ventral pattern formation. The transcript has 11 exons.
UAGCGCGUCGCUUGUUUAUGGUGACGUCACGGCGCAGUCUUUUCAGUCUCUCUGGGUGGCGGCAGACAGUCUGUCAGGGUCUAACACACGACUUCGAAUAAAACAGUGAAAACACGGAACAUUAACACAAACAUGAAUCUACAUCGCAGCUAAAGGAUCCAAUGGGUAGACAGAGUCUGGCUGUGCACAUACUGAAAGGCUGUACUGAGAGUCACCUGAGAAGUUAUACAAUGCAGUGAACCAAAUGGGGCAUUGCAGUACCCGAAUCAUCAUCCUAUUCCUGCUUCAAUUCUUACGGACAUCAGCUAAAGAUGUCUCCAUUGACUGCAUGUGUGUCGGCAGUGAUUGUAAUGAGCAGCAGUGCACUGGAGACCAGUGUUACACCUCUGUUAUCAUUAGCAACGAUGUGACAACGUUUAAACGUGGCUGUCUUAUUGGGUCGGAGAGCAAGCGCAUGACCUGCACCGCAACACCCUCUGCUAGUCAUGUCGUUGAAUGCUGCUCCCAGCACAUGUGCAACGCCAACGUCUCCAAAGAGACCCUUCUUCGACUACUGCUGACAAGUCCAGAAGGAAAGGCAGCUGUGCAUUACCGUGAGGAGAUGCUGGUUUUCUUUGUGUUGGGGCCGUUUGUGGUUCUGGGAUUGCUAUCUGUGCUGGCUUUGCUGGUGUGCCGUAGACUCCAUCAUGGGCGUCUGGAAAGACUGCAUGAGUUCGACACUGAGCAGGGGGCCAUUGACGGGCUCAUUUCAUCUAAUGUCGGAGACAGCACACUUGCGGAUCUGAUGGAUCACUCCUGCACAUCAGGCAGUGGUUCAGGACUGCCCUUCCUGGUGCAGAGGACGGUAGCACGGCAGAUCAGCCUUCUAGAGUGUGUUGGUAAGGGACGGUAUGGGGAAGUGUGGAGAGGUCAGUGGCAAGGAGAGAAUGUAGCUGUGAAGAUCUUCUCCUCCAGAGAUGAGAAGUCAUGGUUUAGAGAGACUGAAAUAUACAACACUGUUCUACUGCGACAUGAAAAUAUAUUAGGAUUCAUGGCUUCUGAUAUGACCUCCCGAAACUCUAGCACUCAGCUGUGGCUCAUCACACAUUACCACGAAAACGGCUCUCUCUAUGACUACCUGCAGCGUGUUGCCGUGGAAAUGGCAGAUGGACUGCACAUGGCGGCGUCAGUAGCCAGCGGGCUGGUGCACCUGCACACGGAGAUCUUUGGCACUGAGGGCAAACCGGCCAUCGCUCACAGAGACCUGAAGAGCAAGAACAUCCUGGUGAAGAAAGAUCUGCAGUGCUGCAUCGCUGACCUGGGUCUGGCAGUAACACACACGCAGUCUGAUAAUCAGCUAGAUGUGGGAAAUAAUCCUAAAGUGGGAACCAAGCGCUACAUGGCACCGGAGGUUCUGGAUGAGACCAUUCAGACAGACUGUUUCGAUGCCUAUAAGAGGGUGGACAUCUGGGCCUUUGGGUUGGUGCUGUGGGAGAUCGCUCGCAGGACCAUCAGUAACGGAAUUGUAGAGGAAUACAAGCCGCCUUUCUAUGACCUGGUGCCUAAUGACCCCAGCUUUGAUGACAUGAGGAAAGUGGUUUGUGUGGAGCAACAAAGGCCGUUCAUUCCCAACCGCUGGUUUUCAGAUCCUACCCUGUCUGCUCUGGUGAAGCUGAUGAAAGAGUGCUGGUACCAGAACCCCUCGGCUCGACUCACUGCCCUGCGCAUCAAAAAGACUCUGGAUAAGAUCCACAGCUCACUGGAGAAGGGCAAAACCGACUGCUGAGGAGAGAGAGCCACAGAACUACUGACCGCUCGCCCGCUCAUUAUACAGACACUGUGUAUAACCAGACCAUUGGAUUCAAGCGCUCGCAUCUGUCCCAACUCUAACAUGCUGUUCAUUUGCUUUGUUCUUCAUCUCCAUUGACCUAAAAACCUUUUCUAGAGAAUUACUUUUAUGGAUUAUUUUUCCCACUGAACCCGGCGGGACUCCCACUUCCCCUCCAGAAACAGCAUAAAGCAGAAAAAUAUGGAUACGGUCUGACAGGCCUUGAAUUGAACCUUCCCUCAUGGAGUUAUUUUUAGCGCCAUCACAUUGUCUAUUUAACCACUGGCAAAUGUUUAAUAUUUGUACUUUUUGGGAAAACGAAGAGGACAGAAACACGCUGAAA